AUGGGUGAUUGCUGUUUGCAAUACCAUCAUCUCGCCUGCCCUGCACCUCCCUCAACCUGGCCCACCGCGCUGGUGCAAGGACGAGGACGCUCAUCGUAUCUACCUCACGACCGGGAGGAUUGCACACCACCCUCGAACAAGAAACUCGCAACACCCCGCCAACAUCGACUAGGGAACUACCCCGCCGCCUCUCGCGCCAACACCUAUGGCGUCGAGGACGGCGCCCUUCUUGUCCAGAACACACAGGAUUACCAUCCCCAACUGCAAGACCUCGCCCUCUAUGGCCCGCCUGCCCUCGCUCACAAACUCGCCCGCACCGCAUGUGAUGACGCCGACACCAUCCUGUAA
Coprinopsis cinerea okayama7#130 is the source of this 348-nucleotide messenger RNA. RefSeq lists its product as hypothetical. The transcript is spliced from 2 exons. The record is from RefSeq and is a predicted model, not a curated record. The coding region runs from base 1 to 348 and encodes 115 amino acids. NCBI's taxonomy places the organism in Eukaryota, Fungi, Basidiomycota, Agaricomycetes, Agaricales, Psathyrellaceae.